UAGCAUCUCUUUUUAUUGAAGUAUAGUUUAUUACAAUGUUGUAUUUCUGGUGUAGAGCAAAGUGAUUCAAUUAUGCCUAAAUAUAUAUACACAUUUUUAUAUUCUUUUCCAUUGUGGUAUAUUACAGGAUCUUGGAUAUAGUUCCCUAUGCUAUACAGUAGGACCUUGUUUAUUUUAUGUAUAGUACUUUGUAUCUUAUCUUAUAAGCUUCUCUAAUAGACCUUAAAAGCUUUAUAUAUUGAACUGGGCAUGUUGUGCAAAUUAGGUCAGAGUUCUCAUACUUCAGAUGCAUGAGCUCCUUGAAAGUGUAGGUACACCUGGAGGGUGUACACUUUUUUGAAAAAGUUGAUCCAGACCUGCAUCAUAUUCUCGAGUCCCUGACAACAGAUGUUUAAGAGCCACUGAAUUGGGAAUUUAUAAAAUUGCUGGAUUGGAAGAGACUUUUGAAGUUUCUUAUGUGCUUUUCAGUAGAAUGGGAAAACAGCCAUAACAAAUAAGGAUCUGGGCUCUGCUCGUAUACUGUCCUUGACAGGGAAUUAAUUGCUUCUUCCCCAGACCCAUCUCUGCUUAUCAGUUGUAAAAGAGACAUGAGCUAAAGUUCUCUUUUUUGAAUUUAAAAAGAACUGAUUAUACAGAUUAAAAGGAUUUAAUUUCUUUACUACUCAAUGAAUUUUAUUACAUUUAUAGCUGUACAGUAAUCAUCACAACCAAAUUUUAUAGCAUUUCCAUCCCAAACCCUCAGUGCAUCCCCUCACCCCAUCUCAUUUGGAAACCUUAAGUUUUUCAAAGUCUGUGAGUCAGUAUCUGUUCUGCAAAGAAGUUCAUUGUGUGCUAAAAGGAUUUAUAUUUCUACAAAGCAAUGAACUCCAAAAAAUUCCUGACAAACAUUUUUUUUAAUUUAUUUAAAAUUUUUUUUAAAUUUAUUUUUUUUUAAUUUAUUUAUUGGCCACAUCUGUGGCAAGAUCCUCACUCCUGAAUUUUUAAAAUAUAAACGGUAUGAAAAAGUAUCUGGGGGAAGUAAGUAGAUUGUGUACAAACAAAAUAUAUAUAUUAUGGUGUUGUAACUUUUAAACCUUAGCUUUUUAUGGGGGGUAAAAUUUCCACCCCUGGUUCAUGCUGCUCUCUGUUUAAAUGUGACUGCAAUGUCAGUUAAUCUGUCAGUUAAUUUUGAAUUAUUUCAGAAUCUGUCAUGUUUAUUUGUUCCUUUACUGAUCUGUGUACUUAGCACACAGUACCUGCACAGUGUUUCUGCGUUAAUGAAUGACUCUCAAAGUUGGUAAAUUUUACCUGCUGCACAUCACUGAAAUCCUUUCACAUGCUUCAGUUUCCACUACAACGUUUUGUUGCAGGGUACCAACAAUCCUUGCUAAACUUGUCUCAUUUCUUCCCAUUUCAUCUCCAUGCAUCUGUUCCCAUCAUUCAUUUUCACAGAGAGCAGCUAAACUGUACUGUUUAAAAAGCAAAACUCCAAUUAUACCACAUUGCAUUUUGAAAGAGGGUUACUUUCCAUUGCUCUUAGAAUAUAAAUCCAAAAUAUCCACCUAAGGCCUUCAAGGCUUUUUAGGAUCUUACUGACCUCAGCCCUUGGCUGCAGGUGUUUUCUGGUGCUUUCUGUCUUGGUUCAACCCCUGUGUCUUCUCUUCAUGUUCUUUUACUUGGCCAGGAACCCUAUCAUGACUUAUAAAUUAUUAACACUCACCUAGCCAGUGUCACCAGUUAAGCCAAGAAGGCAUAUGUAAAACUACUUAAGGUGAGAAAAUGCAUGUCAGCCAUUUUAAUUACCAGGAAUGUAUUUUGAAGAAGAUUUUAAAACGUGAAAUAGAUGUUUAUGAAGUGGUCACAGUACUCACUUCUGUAGAGAUGUAAUCUUUCUAAAAACAGCCAGUUUUGUGGCUUAAUUUUUCUUUAGAAUAUUUUAUUUCUCUUAAAUGUAUGAGUUUUUAGUGUCUGUUUCUCACUGUGGAUGGCUGGAUUUUGAAUCCUAUCACUCAACUUCAAUAGUUAUCAUUCAUGGAUAAUUUUCUCUAUAUCCUCUGCCUGCUUCCUACUCAGAGAUAAUUUUGAAGCACAUCCCAGCCAUCAGACCAUUUGACUCACAGAUAUUUCAAAAUAUAUCUAAAAAUUAAUGCUUUUAUUUUUAAACAUAAUUCUGUCAUAUCUAACCUAAGUAAAUAUAAUAUCAAAUUUCUAGUAAGUGUUCAGAUAGCUCCUAAAUUGUCUCAUAAAUGUUUACCAAUUUGUUUGAAUCAAUAUCCAAAUAUGUUCUAUGCAUUGUGAAUCCUUGAUAAUUCUUUUGUUUUUUAUUCCUGUUUUUCUUAUUUUUCUCAUUCAAUAACUGCUCCCUGUAGGGCUGUUUUGUUGAAGACUUGCUAUUGCCCAUUCUGGCUUUGCAGACAGCAUUAUUGUAAUCCUCCAAAUACAUUCUUAAGACUUUUCUUUUAAAAAUAAUUUUAUUACUAAAAGUGUUAAACAUACACACAGAAGUAGAGACCAAAGUAUGAUGAAAUUCCAUGUAUCCAUCUCCCAGCUUAAAUAAUUACUAAAUCAUGGCUCAUGUUUCAUCUGUACUCUGGCUCCCUCCACUUUAGUUUUAGAAACAGAUUCUAGGCAUCAGCUGUAUCUCUAAUGACUUUCAAAAAAGAAAUCAUUGCAGCAUAGUUAAAACUAGAAUUUUAUAACUUAAGUCCUUCUUAACAUUACUGCAAUUGUCUUAUAAUUGUUUUCCAGUUCAUUUGAAUUAUGAUUCAAAGGUUCAUAAAAUAAUUGCUGAUUAGGUAUAAAGUUUAAGAAUUGCGUGUUUUAAAAGUAAUCUUUCUUAAAUUGGGCAAAAACAUUUACAUGACUGGUCAAAUCUACAAAACAAGGUACUACUGUAUACACAAAAGAGGUUAUACCUUUUGUCCAUUAGAGUCCAUUCUGAAUUCUUCCUGCCUUCCGAGAUUUUUUUUUUUUUUUUUUUUUAAUUUUACGGUUUCUCCUUCCAUGGUUUCUCCUUCCACUUAAGUGGUGCCCGUCACCCUCCCCUCCGCCCGCCCGUACUCUGGACUUUCCUCCACCCUGGCACCUCUCCUCAGAGCUCACACGGAACGUUCUUCCUCGUUGCUUUCCUUCCAUCCUCCUCCCACUUCCUGCCUUAGCCGACCGCGCGGGCCGCGGGCUGCGGGCCGCACCUGCAGGACGCGUUUCCAUUGGUGACAUCUUGGCGGGCCGGUCGGUGGCACUUCCUCCUUUACACCCCGUGACCCACGUCCGGCUCGCCGCCCUCCCAGUCACGCGGCCGCUGCCUCCGGGACGCAGCCCCGCGCGUCGGCCUUCCGGACUCCAGGCCCCGGACCCGUCGUGGUUGAUAACAAAAGGAGAUGCACCUGGCCUUUUCCCGGAUUUCUCUGCGUUUUUAAGUGUCUGGUGUAAUUGGGGGGUCCCGGCUGUAGACCGCGCUUGCUUGAGGAAAAUAGAAAUCGGUCCUGCUCCUUUCAGCGGUCGGUUCGUUAUCUACCCGAAGUUUCUUCGCUGUCUGGGCCUCUCCCCCCCCUCUGCGGCUGCUCUUAAAGUUUUUGCUUUCUUUUCAGCCACAAAAAGCUGCAUCCAAGCUUGUUUGACGCCUGCCCUGACAAGUGUCCAUGAUGUUGGGCCCUGAGGGAGGUGAAGGUUUUGUGGUCAAGCUCCGUGGCCUGCCCUGGUCCUGCUCUGUUGAGGAUGUGCAGAAUUUCCUCUCCGACUGCACAAUUCGUGAUGGGGCCGCAGGUGUUCAUUUUAUCUACACUAGAGAAGGCAGGCAGAGUGGUGAGGCUUUUGUUGAACUUGAAUCAGAAGAUGAUGUAAAAAUGGCCCUUAAAAAAGACAGGGAAAGCAUGGGACACCGGUACAUUGAGGUGUUCAAGUCCCACAGAACCGAGAUGGAUUGGGUGUUGAAGCACAGUGGUCCAAAUAGUGCAGACACUGCCAAUGAUGGUUUCGUGCGGCUUCGAGGACUCCCAUUUGGAUGCACCAAGGAAGAAAUCGUUCAGUUCUUCUCAGGGUUGGAAAUCGUGCCAAAUGGGAUCACACUGCCUGUGGACCCCGAGGGCAAGAUUACAGGGGAAGCCUUUGUGCAGUUUGCCUCACAGGAGUUAGCUGAGAAGGCGCUAGGGAAGCACAAGGAGAGAAUAGGGCACAGGUAUAUUGAGGUGUUCAAGAGCAGUCAGGAAGAGGUUAGGUCAUACUCAGAUCCCCCUCUGAAGUUUAUGUCCGUGCAGCGACCAGGGCCCUAUGACCGCCCCGGCACAGCCCGGAGGUAUAUCGGCAUUGUCAAGCAAGCAGGCCUGGAGAGGAUGAGGUCUGGUGCCUACAGUGCAGGCUAUGGGGGCUAUGAGGAGUACAGUGGCCUCAGUGAUGGUUACGGCUUCACCACCGACCUAUUUGGAAGAGACCUCAGUUAUUGUCUCUCUGGGAUGUAUGACCACAGGUAUGGAGAUGGCGAGUUUACUGUCCAGAGCACCACUGGACACUGUGUCCACAUGAGGGGGCUGCCAUACAAAGCCACUGAGAACGACAUUUACAACUUCUUCUCUCCACUCAACCCCGUGAGAGUCCAUAUUGAGAUUGGCCCUGAUGGAAGAGUGACGGGCGAAGCUGAUGUUGAGUUUGCCACCCACGAUGAAGCUGUGGCAGCCAUGUCCAAAGACAGGGCCAACAUGCAACACAGAUACAUAGAACUUUUCUUGAAUUCCACAACAGGGGCCAGCAAUGGGGCAUAUAGCAGCCAGAUGAUGCAAGGCAUGGGGGUGUCAACCCAGUCCACAUACAGUGGCCUUGAGAGCCAGUCCGUGAGUGGCUGUUACGGGGCUGGCUACGGUGGCCAGAACAGCAUGGGUGGAUAUGACUAGUUUUGUAGUAGCUUUUGAGUUAUUUCAAUCAAAUUUUCACAGGCAGCCAACAAGCAAUGAAAAGCAGUUAUUACUCUAGAGGAAGCUGUGGGACCCAUUUUGCACCAUGAGUUUGUGAAAUCUGGAUUAAAAAAAAUUACCUCUUCAGUGUUUUCUCAUGCAAACUUUCUUCUAGCAUGUGAUAUUGAGUAAACUAAAACUAUUUUCAGCUUUUCUCGAUUAACAUUUUGGUAGUGUACUUCUGGAGUGAUGUUAUCUGAGUUAUAAGUAGUUUCAAGUAUGUUAAAUGUGGAUCUUUUACACCACAUCAUCGUGAACACAUUGGGGAGGUGUGCUUUUUUGGAAAACUCAAGGUGCUAGAUCCCUAAUUCAAAGAGGAACAUUUCUCAUGUUUGUUCAUUCUAGUUUAUUUUCAUUUAAAAUCUUUUAGGUUAAGUUUAAGCUUUUUAAAAGUUAGUUUUGAAAAUUGAGACACAUUACUAAUACUGUAGGAAUUGGUGAGGCCUUGACUUAAAACUUUCUUUGUACUGUGAUUUCCUUUCGGGUGUAUUUUGCUAAGUGAAACUUGUUAAAUUUUUUGUUAACUAAAUUUUUUUCUUAAAAUAAAAAGACUUUUUCACAAUGACUGGCACAGACUAUCUACUCACCAAAAGUAGCAGAAUGACUGGGUGGUUGAAUUCAUCCUAAUACUACUGUGUUUCAGUGUUAAUUUUAAAAUUUAGCAUUGCAAUUUGAAUGAGGCUAAAUUAAAAAUCAGAUUUUAAAAUAUUAAA
Molecule: messenger RNA, 5638 nt
Organism: Sus scrofa (pig)
Lineage: Eukaryota; Metazoa; Chordata; Mammalia; Artiodactyla; Suidae
Gene: HNRNPF
Product: heterogeneous nuclear ribonucleoprotein F
Molecular function (GO): RNA binding
Source: RefSeq, a predicted model, not a curated record